CUCCCGGAGAAGCCGCUCUCUAUGGUUGGUCGGGGAGGCCUUGGGAACGGGCCUGUGAUCAUGUGACCCCCCGUCCUGUCCAAGAUGGCGUCCUCCAUAGUGGCGGGGGAGCGGCUGGUGCGGGCGGCGGCCUCUGCCAGCGGGGAGCUUGGGCGGCUUCCCCGCGAGCUGCGGGCGGAGCUGGAGGCCGCUUUGGGGGCCCAGGCCGCCGGGCGCGGCCCCCUCGUCCCCUUCAGCCUGCUCCGGAAGUUGCAGGGCGCCCUGCGCCAGGCAGGUUCUCCUGUGUAUCUCCAUGAGCUACUGGAAGGCAGCGAGAUUUAUCUCCCUGAAGUGGAGAAACCUCCAAGGAACCCAGAGCUGGUGGCCCGUCUGGAGAAGAUAAAGGCUAAGCUAGCCAAUGAGGAAUACAAGCGGAUAACAAGAAACAUCAACUGCCAGGAACUGAACCGGUACGGGACUCUGGCUGACUUGGGAAGGCAAGUUAGGUCCAUGAAAGCCGUGGUCAUCACCAUAUUCAACUUCAUUGUCACAGUGGUGGCUGCAUUUGCCUGCACAUACCUGGGCAGCCAGUACAUCUUCACAGAAAUGGCAGCGCGUGUGCUGUCAGCUGUGAUCGUGGCCUCAGUGGUGGGCUUGGCUGAACUGUACGUGAUGGUGCGGACCAUGGAAGGGGAGCUCGGAGGAUUGUAGUCAGGAGGCUUUCACUUAGACUGUGAUCCUUAUGCUGGAGGUCUUUUCCUCCCCUGUGGGUUGAAUGAAUCACCAGAUGCACUGAACAGGGACCUUGUGGCAUGGAACAGAAGAGUCAGCUGCAUUGGGAGGUUUCAAAUCCAUGAAUGGCCCAGGGAAGAGUGGGGGGAUCGUCUAGCUCUGAAGUUGCUGUCCCUUGUUCAAAAUAAAUGGGUUCUGUGUGCAUUAGAAUUACCUUCCUCCUGCCCGAAGGCAGAUUCCUAGGGCGGAGAUGCUGCGUGUACCGGGGCAGCCUGGGUGUGUCUCUGCCCUCUUUAUCCCAACCCCUACUCCAUUGCUUCUACAGAAGCCAUUACACUUGGUUUCUUUAAUGCUCUUCCAUUCCUGCAUGGUGCACUAGCCAAGCUGUUUUAGGGUAAAGCACAGUUUGUACAGGGCAUGAGCCCUGCCUGCUCUUGACUGAAGCAGUGGGUGCCUCACCCAGGCCCUGUGCUCAUGGCAGUGCAUUUUCUCCCCCCUGCAGACAGCUGCUCCCCUGGAGAAUGAGGGCACCUACUCCCACACUGUUCCUCCCAUACUGGGACAUUUCCUAACUCAGAAGGUGUUGCAGCCAAUACAGGGAAUUCUUUAUCUGUUAAGAUGAGAUCUAAUAGAGAAACUGACUGCAGACCUAAAAAUUAAUGAUAGCUUAGGUAUAAGUGAUUAUGACUUAUGUACAGUGUGAAUAAAGUCUAGACCAGUAAUAUAGAUACGUGUGCUACUUUAAUAAGGCCAGUUUCACAAAGCCAAAAACAAUUGGGCCAAAUGAGCUGGGAGGGAUGACUUAAGCAGAAAAAUGUAAAUGAUAAUUGGGAAACAUUUAACAACACCUUACUAGAUGCCCAAAAAGAUGCAAGCAAGGAAGAAAGAUGUAUUGAUUAAAAACUGACUUCUUUUAGAGGGGAAAGGAAGGCAGCUAUAAAAAAAAAGUGUAACAAAUUAAAGAAAAGGGGGAGUGGAUAGGGACAAGUCACAAGUUGGAAAUUGUAGAAAACGUAUAAGGGAAGCAUAUGGACAUAAGGAGAAAUCUAUAGCCAGCAGAAUUAAGAAGGAGUUUUAAAAAUAUAUUAGGAACAAAAGCAAUCAUGAUAAUAGUAUUGGUCCAUUACUAGCUGGAAAUGGUAGAAUCAUCACUCAUCAGAAAAGGCAGAAGUGUUCAAUAAAUAUUUCUGUUCUGUAUUUAGGGAAAGACAGAUGAUAUAGUCUCAUCGUAUGGUGAUAACUCCACUCCACUAGUUGGGCAUUUUUAAAUCAGCAGGUUCAGAUAACUUGCAACCAUGAUUUUUAAAGAGCUGGCUGAGGAGCCUCCCAGGCCACUAAUGUUGGUUAUCAGUGAGUCCUGGGGAAGUUCCAGGAGAUUGGAAACAAGCUAAUAUUGUGCCAAUUUCUAAAAAAGGCAAACUGAAUGACCUGGGUUAUUAUAGGCCUGUCAGCCCGACACUGAUCCUAGGGAAGAUAAUGGAGCCGGUGAUACAAGACUUGAUUAAUCAAGAAUUAAAGGAAGGUAAUGUAAUUAAUGCAAAUCAUCAUGGGUUUACGGAAAACAGAUGCUGUCUAACUAGUAAUCUCAUCAAAAAAUAUCUGGCUGAUAAAGGUAUAAUGGACUUGGACUUUCAGAAAACCUUUGACAAGGUCCCUCACCAAAGGCUCUUAAACAAAGUAAGCAGUGCUGGGACAAGAGGGAAUGUCCUCUUGUGGAUCAGUAACUGGUUAAAAGAAAGGAAACAAGAGUAGGAAUAAAUGGUUAGUUUUCACACAGGAAAAAGGUAAAUCAUGGGGUCCCCCACAAAUCUACACUGGGACCAGGGCUGGUUAGCAUAUUUAUAAGUGAUCUGGAAAACUGGGUGAACAGUGAAGUGGAAACAUUUGCAGAUGACACUGAACUACUCAAGAUAGUUAAGUCCAAAGCAGACUGAAGAGUUACAAAGGGAUCUUAAUAAACUGGGUGACUGGAGAACAAAAUGGCAGAUGAAAUUCAGUAUUGAUAAAUGCAAAGUAAUGCACAUUGGAAAAAUUAGUCCUAACUAUGCAUAUAAAAUUAUGGGGUUUAAAUUACCUAUUACCACUUAAGAAAGAUCUUGGAAUCAUUAUGGAUGGUUCUCUGAAUACAUCUUGUCAAUGCGCAGCCGCAGACAAAAAAGCUAACAAUGUUAGAAACCAUUAGGAAGGGAAUAGAUGAUAAAACCAAAUAUCGCGAUGCCACUAUAUAAAUCCAUGGUACUCCCACACCUUAAAUAAUGCAUGCAGUUCUGGUUGCCCCCUCUCAAGAUAUAUUAAUUGGCAAAGGGACAGAGCAGGGCAACAAGAAUUCACUAUGGUGAGAAGCCUACUUGGACAAAGAUUGUAAAUUGCUAAUGUUAAGUUUUAGUCACUAAAAAGCAUGUUUUACUUGUAACCAACCUGUGUCUUCUGUUCUUCUCUCUUAAACCUACCUUCUUCAUUA
Molecule: messenger RNA, 3172 nt
Organism: Malaclemys terrapin pileata
Lineage: Eukaryota; Metazoa; Chordata; Testudines; Emydidae
Gene: VMA12
Product: transmembrane protein 199
Exons: 6
Coding region: 85-690 (201 amino acids)
Biological process (GO): vacuolar proton-transporting V-type ATPase complex assembly
Cellular component (GO): endomembrane system
Source: RefSeq, a predicted model, not a curated record